GUUCUGCAGCUGAAGUCCAAGAUCAAAGGCUGUAUGAGUUUAUGUAUUUCGGAUGCUGUCUAUUUAUCAGGUGUUUUGCUCCUCUCUAGGAAUAUAAAGAUGAACAGAACUGACCUCUGCCCGCCGUUUAACCAGCAGGUUCCUGGAUGGCAGAUCACCCCGCCUUCCUUUUAUUGAGUUUUCUGUCCUGUGGUCUUCCCUUCAUUUCUGCUUCACUUUAUGACUCACUGAAAGCAGUAGACUGGAUCAAGCUGCCCCCCGACACGGUGCUGCUACAGGUGAACGGUUAUGAAGUAACAAACUUCAGCUACAAUGAGAACCGUCUUCCCAAACUUCGCUUUCUCAGUCUCUCCUCUAACUGCAUCAGGACUUUGCCAGGUCCGGUUCUUUCAGAUCUGAAAGGGAAAUGCCUAAAGGAGCUUCCAGAAUCAAAACUGAACCGCACCCAACAGGCGAUCACCUCGGUCUGCACCUGUGAGGUCCUCGGGAGCUACCCCGUCCCACCCAACAGCACGGCUUGUGCAGAGAUGUUGAAGGGCUGUGGAAGCAGCUCCGUGGCCCUUCCCAUAGGGGCCUCCCUUCUGUUGCUUCUGGUCAUCUGUGGAAUUGGGUGUGUCUGGCACUGGAAACAGAGGAACACGACACAGUUCACCCUCCCGAGGUUCCUGCAGAGGAGAAGCAGCAGGAGGAAAGACUAUUCUAAAACACUCUCCGUGGGCCCCGACGUUAUCAGCUCAAAGUCCAAGGUCUCUGUUGAAACCCAUGACCCUGGGUCUGCUGCCAGGGAGACUGCCCUGCAUGACCACUAUGAGAACCUGGAAGUGCGUGCACCCAAAGCCGAAGAAGCCGGGAAGGGUCUGUACGAGAACAUGCAGCCGACGGCCCUGGAGGAGCACAUCUAUGGAAACGAGGUGCCCUGCGACUAUUACAACUUCCACAAGCCCGGUGCUCCCGAGGCCCCUCAGGAGGAAGACAUAUACAUUCUCCCGGAUUCAUAAUAACUUUUAAUUGCUGGGUUUAGUCGUUGGAGGAUGUUCACUGGGACUUUUGGGACUGACGUCGGUAUCGAUCACGUCCUUCUGGUGAAGCUCGGUGACGUCCUGUCUGAAUCUUCGCCAUUGGAGGAUGUUCACUGGGACUUUUGAGACUGACGUUGGUAUUGAUCACGUCCUUCUGAUGAAGUUCAGUGACGUCCUGUCUGAAUCUUCGCCGCGUGGAUCACUGUGGGUUACAUCUCAGCGCCCACCCCCGCCUGCCCUAGACUAAUUCUGCAUUGUGUUGUAUCGAGUCUCCCCUCUGAUGUUACCUGUUACCUUUGUCUUUUAUUUGUCUCUCCACCAUCCUUUUCUGCUCAGGUUAAUUGUCAUGUCCCCUAAUCGUCUUCCUGGCUCUGUUUCUACACACCCCACAGUUCCCCACGACGCUGCCAGCUUUCUCUUCAGAAAACACUUUCAAUAGCAACAUACUCCUGGACCUAAAACCUUCUUGUGUAAAAGACCUAAUACUCAUAAUUCUAACUGCAGAAUUCCUGAUUUUCCACCACUGGUUUCCAUUUACUUUUCCAGUGACCUCUGCUUCUCUGUUUGCAUCAGAAUGAUCUCAAAACUGGCCUCCCUGGCCCCUCCUCCGGCUUCCCUCACGGGCCCCUCCCACCUGCCCCUGUCCUCACUCCUCCUGGAGGGCUCUGAGUCCCAGGCCAUUUACCUUUUUCGUUUCUGAUCUGUAGAUUUUGCUGCCAGUUCCACUCUUUGAUCAUUUAAACAUAUGAAUGUUUGUUAUGGCAUUUUAGUAUUUAAAUUUGUCAUUUGAGAAUGUCGUAAAUUCUCGUAAAUUCCCCGCUGAGUAGUAAGGAGGUGCCUCGUGCAUUUAGCCCUGAUGCCUGGAUCAUCACCUGAGCCACUCGUUACCGGUCAAUUGACAAGAAUUGAAUUGUACAUUUUGCUAAGUAGUUUUUGAAUCUAAUAAAUGUAUCCAUCCAAGGAA
Miniopterus natalensis is the source of this 1983-nucleotide messenger RNA. NCBI's taxonomy places the organism in Eukaryota, Metazoa, Chordata, Mammalia, Chiroptera, Miniopteridae. The record is from RefSeq and is a predicted model, not a curated record.